Molecule: messenger RNA, 999 nt
Organism: Rattus rattus (black rat)
Lineage: Eukaryota; Metazoa; Chordata; Mammalia; Rodentia; Muridae
Gene: Erp27
Product: endoplasmic reticulum protein 27
Exons: 7
Coding region: 45-863 (272 amino acids)
Biological process (GO): protein folding; response to endoplasmic reticulum stress
Cellular component (GO): endoplasmic reticulum
Source: RefSeq, a predicted model, not a curated record
CAACCCCCAUACUCAACAACCACGGUCCGCACCAGAGAAGAACAAUGAAAAUCACCUGGUCUCGAUGCCUAAUCCUCUCACUUGUCCUCACGUGCAGGCUGGUUCCAGAGGCUACAGCAGAUGUUGAAGAAGCCUCAGAAGGUCUCGGCACUCCCCGGGAACCCAUAUGGCUCACGGACAUCCCAGCUACGGUGGAACUCAUCGCUGCCGCUGAAGUGGCUGUCAUAGGCUUCUUCCAGGAUUUGGAAAUACCGAUCGUGUCUAUAUUCCGGAGCAUGGCACAGCAGUUCCAAGAUGUAUCAUUCGGAAUCAGCAACCAUUCUGAGGUCCUGACCCAUUACAACGUCACCAGCAACAGCAUCUGCCUCUUUCGAUUGGUAGAUAAUAAGCAGCUACGUUUGGACGCCGAAGACAUCGACGAUCUCGAUGCUGCCAAGCUGAGCCGUUUCAUUCACUUGAACAACCUCCACUGGGUGACAGAGUACAGCCCUAUGAUUGGAGCUGGCUUAUUUAACACCAUGGUUCAGACCCAUCUUCUCCUGAUAAUGAACAAGGCUUCCCCAGAGUAUGAAGAAAGCCUGCGUAGCUAUCAGAAGGCAGCCAAGCUCUUCCAGGGACAGAUUCUCUUUGUUCUGGUGGACAGUGGCAAAAGGGAAAACGGAAAGGUGAUAGCCUAUUUCAGACUAAAAGAGUCUCAGCUGCCAGCUCUGGCCAUCUACGAGUCUGUGGAUGACAAGUGGGACACCCUGACCAUCACAGAAGUUACGGUGGAGAAUGUCCAAGGCUUCUGCAAUGGAUUCCUAAAGGGGAUGCUGUUGAGAGAUCAGAAAGCUGAAAACAACUCUGGGAAGGAGGAGCUCUGACCGCUCCCUGGAACUUGCACUCGCUGUUCUGUGUCUAUUCCGUGCUGAAUAAAAAGGAGCCGUUCCAGCCUCUGCAACACUCAGGAUCACUGGGUGUUCUGACAAGGGGCGGGAGGGGCACAAUCAUUCGUGUCUG